Molecule: messenger RNA, 5714 nt
Organism: Anolis sagrei ordinatus
Lineage: Eukaryota; Metazoa; Chordata; Lepidosauria; Squamata; Anolidae
Gene: RAB3C
Product: RAB3C, member RAS oncogene family
Biological process (GO): regulation of exocytosis; protein localization to plasma membrane; protein secretion
Cellular component (GO): plasma membrane; synaptic vesicle; endosome
Molecular function (GO): GTP binding; myosin V binding; GTPase activity
Source: RefSeq, a predicted model, not a curated record
GGUUAAGGAAGCGGACAGCUCCGGUGCUGAUCGGAAAGGAGUGCGAGGCGAGCGUCGGGCGGCGCUGGUGGUGGACGAGUCCUGCCGACUGCUGCCGCUUCCCAGGCGGACGAAGAGAGGGAGGUUGGCGGCUGCAAUCCCCGGGGCCAAGAAGGAAGGAGCGGAGUCACACCAUGAGGCACGAAGCCCCAGUACAGAUGGCAUCUGCCCAAGACACAAGAUAUGGCCAGAAGGAGUCAUCAGACCAGAACUUUGACUACAUGUUCAAACUGCUCAUCAUUGGUAACAGUAGUGUUGGGAAAACAUCAUUUUUGUUCCGUUAUGCUGACGAUUCAUUUACAUCAGCUUUCGUAAGCACUGUUGGAAUCGAUUUCAAAGUAAAAACUGUUUUCAAAAAUGAGAAAAGAAUUAAGCUACAGAUCUGGGACACAGCUGGUCAAGAAAGAUAUAGGACAAUUACUACAGCCUACUAUCGGGGUGCAAUGGGCUUCAUUUUAAUGUAUGAUAUCACCAAUGAAGAAUCUUUCAACGCUGUGCAAGAUUGGUCAACCCAAAUAAAAACAUACUCUUGGGAUAAUGCCCAGGUUAUUUUGGUUGGCAACAAAUGUGACAUGGAAGAAGAACGGGUAAUCUCUACUGACAGAGGGAAACAUUUAGCAGAGCAACUUGGUUUUGAAUUCUUUGAAACAAGUGCCAAGGACAACAUCAACGUGAAGCAGACAUUCGAGCGACUGGUGGAUAUCAUCUGUGACAAAAUGUCAGAAAGUCUGGAGACAGAUCCUGCCAUUGCAGCUGGUAAACAGAACACAAGACUAAAAGACACCCCUCCUCCACAGCAGCCCAACUGUGGCUGUUAAUAGAAUCAUUGUCAACAGAGGCAGCUCCGGUGUGUUCUUUUGCCAAUAGAGUAUUUACAUAGGGUCUAUAUGCCUUUAUUUAUAAUGUCUUACUGGUUCAUUGGGGGAAAAUAUGUCUUCUUUAACGUCCACUGCUGGUACAGUACGUGCAUAGAGUUAUUUUGUGGAAUGGAUCACUAAGGCAGAAGGAAAGGACUCUCCAGUUUUUCUUAGCAUUUGCCCUCUGCACGUAGAUGACUAUUUGGUCUCUUCCCGAACAUUUCCUUUUUUCGUCCACAUAGAUCCAUUAUCACUUCAGCUGGUGCUGUAAUCUCAGGCCCAAAUUUUGUCUGAAUUUUAUUCUUCUUUCAUUUUUGUUCACUUAAUGCCAUUUUAUCUUCCUGGGAUGAUCCAGCAGUCUAGAAGUAAAAAUAUUCUAUUACUGACACUCCAAAUCGGAGCUAAUAUUGCAGUAAGCUAGCAAUGCAAGUUCAGGUGUCUCUUCCAGGUAACUUGUCAGCAUUUCCCCUCCCUGGAGAAUGUCCAUACUGCAAGGUGACUGUGGACUAUUAGUUGCCCCUCUAAACAACAACAACAUGGAGCAAUUUUAGAUUUUGCAGAUACAGCUACCUCCCUGUCAAACAACUUUCAGUGUGAGGAAUGUCUUAUUUUGGAAGCAAGAAACAAAGUUGUCUAGCUUUCAGGCAAGGUGCUCUUGCAAAGCCUGACUGUUUAACUCAUUUUGUCCCAGGACUUUGGAUCACCUUCACUAGAAUUUUCCUUAUUUUGAAGGAUUUUCAUACAUUGUCUAGGAUGUACUCAUUUCAGUCUAAAACAAAGAACAACCAUGUCAGGUCUUCUAUUUUCGGUGUCCUGAUAUCCCCAAAUAUUUAAUUCUUAAGCAGCCAGAUGGCAGAUUUAGUCUUCUUCUUCCCAGGAUACCAUUGUGUACCACAUGGAAUAUAGCUACUUACACCAUAAAAAGCAAAACCAAAUGAAUACUAUUGCUAUCAUUCAUAUGCUUAUUUUCUUAUGAACACAGAUGUAAGUUUCAGAAUAUUGUUACUGUAGUCAUUAGAAGCUUGCUAGAAUGAAAGUAUCCUCAUCUCAUCAUGAUAAGUAUUCCAGUUCUCAGUGAAAUGACAUUGUAAAAUAAAUUGAUACGAUACCAUAAAAAAUAAGAACUAUGCAAAGGAGAAAUUUAUACAAACAUGAUAUCUGUUUACACCCAUGAGAGCUCUGAUCUUAAAAAUAACAUUACUGAUACUUUCCCCAUUGAGAACUACCAAUAGUAAAUAUAAUGGAAGUUCUUAUUUGUAAAGUUAUUUUUUGCCAAAAGUCACUUGCAUGAUGAUUUUAAGCAUAUUUCUUGUACCAGAUCCAACCAAGCUCUUUUGGUGCCUGAGGCAGAGCAGUGACUAGCAUGGUCACUUUCCCAAGUCAAGACACAUAACCCCUAACAACUUGGACCAUGAGGCAGAAAAUCCCAGCUCUCUCCCUUGACAGUAAGAAUAAGUGACACAUUGGAGAACUAAGAACUUUUUGCCAUUCUAUGGCAACUAGAAUUUUGUCCGUGAGCCCCUCCACCACUCUGCCUAAAAGUAAGGCUGCCCCCCUACUGCUUUGACCCAGUGCUUCUUACUGCAUCUUUGGAACUGUACCUCUUUCAGAGUUUCCUCAUUAUGUCCUAGGAUGAUGGACAAAGGAGAUUUUGUAUGUAUGGUAGGCAUUCCUUAUAUCUAAGUGAAAAAUUACUCCUUUCAUGCAUGGAUCUCUGGAUACAUAGUAUGUCUGCAAAGCUUUGCCUAUGAGAUUCCCAAGGCUAGUUCACUUGUGCAGUUUCAACACUGCUUAACUAAGAUCUGAGACUAGUUUGCAUGAAAAAAUAAGGAGACAUUAUGCAUUAAUAACACGUUGCCAACACAAAAAUAAUGGGGACAUUGAAGAGUUCAGUUUCAUCAGCUCUGCAAGUACAGAAUUCAUUGAGUGGCUCAAACUUUCCUCCCAUUGUGCAACAGUCUCAACUGCCUUUGAUUGGCUGCCAACUGUAUUGCUCCAUAUGAAUUUCAUUUCUUGAGGCCCCCAACAUGAAUUUCUGGAAUGCCACAUUCACUGGAUAUGAAACCUAUCCAUCACAAACAUCUCCUUUUAAUUUGCAGAAAAACAAUCUGAAAUGAUUUCAUUUAUAUAGUUUACACAGCAAAACUUUAGAAAACCAAUUUUUACUCAAUUCAGUGAAAUCAUUCAACUAAUGCACAAUUCCUCUCUGAAUGGACAGUAAUAAUAAAAAAUGGGGUGCCACCCAGUCCCUUUCCCAUGAAUUCUGUCUAUUUCACCAAGCCUAUACACAUCUCAAACCAUUUUAGUAGAAAUCCAUUUUUAAUGGGGUGCCUUCCAGCCAUCCUCCCAGAAACAUUGUAUUCUCUACAUCACAUCCCCUUCCAUUUCUGAUUCUAGAACCAAAUAACUUUUUUCCUUAUUUAUUUCUCCCAAUUUUAUUUUUCCCUGCACUUUCAGAAAUAAUAUUUUAAAAUUGCCUAUGAGGACAGAUCUGGGCCAUUACAUCUGAAACACUGUUUGCUUCAGAGUAUGUUGUUGAUUAGUUUCUUACAGCUGUUAGUGAGAACAUCAUAAUUUGGCAAUGUUUAUUGGUGUCCCCUGAAAAUACUGUAAUUUUAACACCUAUCUCACCAAUCACAAAUUGAUGAUGAAGUCAUUGAAAAGCAGACAAUAACAGGACAGAAUGCGGGUAUUUUCAAUGCACCCCCUCUGAUUAAGAUAUUUAUACCUAGAAGAUCAACUCUGAAAAUGUGCUUCAGUUUUUAUUUCUUCGCCCAGUAGUAUUCAAUCCUCAGUGCUUCAUUAUAGUUAUAGUGAUGAAGUGCUUAAACAUUCUAGGAUUAUUAAGUUUUAAAUGUUUGUGGUUCUCCUCUAGUUCAUCUUUAAUGCCAUUCUAAUAUUGUUCAUCAGGCAAAUGGUGGUGAAGGAUGAAACAAAUACAUAUAGUAGCUGGCAGCUUAGAAUAUAAGAAAGAAUGUAAUUAAAAUGGUCCUGGAGCAAAACUAAAGAUAUAUCUAGUCCAAUUCCACUGUGUCCAAGUUGAUGCCUGUGGGUGCAUUCUGUCUGGAGCUUCUGCCAGAGUGGAAGUACAGAAUUUCUAGGAAUCAAGGGAUUCCCAUUUUAGCUCCAAUGGGAAAAUGUACUCACGACGCUAGUCUGAUCCAUCAGUACCAGCUGAACUAUCACCACAUGGGGAUGCAAUUACAGCCAGGCUACUGGUAAAGAAAUUCCUCUCAUAGGGCAAAACUCCUUUGUCUCAAGCUUCUCUUUGCUUCCUGUACGCCUAUGAAGUUUCACACAUAGGCAACUGGAUAAGACACAUGUCUUGAAUGCUGUAACAUAGACAAGCACACAAUGCUAAUGAAGCCUAUCUAGUACUAUGGUAAUACAUCCUAUUGGUGAAAUUGUUAAAUUCAUUUUUUAAGUUACAUGAAAUAGCUCAUUCUAUAACUAUGACAAAUGUGCCUAUUUUUUGGAGUGCCAUUCAUUCAGGAUGGCAUUUUUAUUUUUGAAAAAAAAAGACUACUUUUUACGUCUGAUUUUUGGUGUCCUAAAAUAUGGAAUCCCUAUCCUGGCCUUUCUGUUGAAAUGGAUUUCCUCUAUCUCUCUCAGCUGCAAUGUAAUGUAACUCUUACUGAAACUGUUUGUUCCUUGUGCUUUUACGUAGGGCCUUUCCAAUGUAUAAUGCAAUUGAGGUACUAUCAUCCAUGUCUAGGGCAGGAUUCAUACAAUUCCUUCUGGAGAGGGUCACCAUAUUUUUCCAGGUUUCAAAAAAAGGCAGUCCUGGUAUAAAUGAAAUCUUCUCCUCAAUUAAAGUGGCCAUGGCAAAUUGAAGUAUUAUAUUGGCUAUUAACAGUGAGGUCUGUUUCAGACUAGACAAUUACAGCACUUUGAUACCAUGAUUCCAUCUAGUGGAAUACAAGGAUUUGUAGUUUCAGCGGGCAUCUAGUAAUGUCUGCCAGGGAGUUCCAGUGUCUCACUAAACUCUAAAUCCUCCCCUGAAAUCUUUUGCUAGAGGGAAGGAGAUUGUUUGUGUAGUGUGAAUACUAUACUCACAUUUACCCAUAUAGGAGUCCACUCCUCCCCUUUGGGACUCAUUGCUGGACAUUUUCUGGACACCUAAGACAAAUCUAUCUCAAGCUUUGUGUCUGCUCACUACCUGAAUAUUCUUUGCCAUGGAUGGAAGAAUUCAACUUUUGUAAAACCUAGUCAAAGUACCUUCUCGAUUGUAGAUGAACUGGUAAUUGCACCUUUGCCUGAGAUAAAUUGGAAUAAGCCCUCCGUUUACUGCAUAGAGAAACUACCUGAACAGCUAGAUCUCUGUGGCCUUUCCAGAGCAUGAGUCUAAAAGAUUAGAUUUUCUUCCCAGUUGGCUCAGCUCUGUUACAUCCAGCUGUACUGCCUGCACCUUAUUUAUUUUAGAAACGAAGCGCUAUUUAAUGGUGCACUAUGUUCACUGGAGUUUGAUCCUAACUUGCAGACUUGUUGGAUGGUUGUGUUUUUGUUUAGGAGACUUUAACAGUGGUGCAAAAUUUGUCUCUUGAUACAAUUUUUGUCAGUCAUGGACACUUAGUAGAUCUAGUUUUCAAUGAGCAUGUUUUAUGUGAUGGCGCUGUGUAAAUGAGUGUCUUGUUGAUUAGGGCUCUUUUUUCCACAAGGUACUGGUAUGCACAUUCAUUUUGCAUGAUUCAAACACUGUUAUACACUCUGAGCAUGGCAAGUUUUGCAUAGGUCCCAUUCAAACUAUGCCCUCAUGACAAAUCUGUGCUUCAUUUUGGAUUGUUCCAUGCUGAAUUUUCAAUAGAGAUACUCUGUAAA